This is a messenger RNA of Beta vulgaris subsp. vulgaris (sugar beet), 2119 nucleotides long. Its product is annotated as pheophytinase, chloroplastic. Bases 197 to 1756 code for a protein of 519 amino acids. Gene Ontology annotation, biological process: chlorophyll catabolic process. NCBI's taxonomy places the organism in Eukaryota, Viridiplantae, Streptophyta, Magnoliopsida, Caryophyllales, Amaranthaceae. The transcript is spliced from 6 exons. The record is from RefSeq and is a predicted model, not a curated record. Gene Ontology annotation, molecular function: pheophytinase activity. Gene Ontology annotation, cellular component: chloroplast.
AUGCCGAAACCAUUUUCUCUUCUUAAUAAUAAUUUUCCCCAACUUCUCUCUCUAUCUCUCUCGUAUUCUAGCUUCCUCAAUAAUCGGAAGCAAAGAUCUUCUACUAAAUUAUACUCUAUGAUCUCUUUUUUUCGUAUCAAAUUGGGAUUUCUGAGUUAGUAUCAUUUACUUGUGCAUAAAACAAAGUUUCUUUCACAUGGAUGUUCUUCUGUACCAUUCAGCACCUUCCCAUGUACGAUUACAGUUCGUGGAGAAAAAAACGAGUUCGCAAGGAUUGCAGCCUUCUCUAAGUGAAAAGACCCAAGUUUUGUGUAGUAUAAAUAGUAGCAGUUGUUGGUCUUUGGGUGCUUCCUCUAGGAAGCAGUAUUUAGUGAAGAACCCCUAUCAUCAAGAAGCUUCUGGGUCACUCAACUCUGUUCGAAGUCGUCAGGUUGCCUCAAGAGUCUUCAAUGAAAGUUAUAGUGGGGCUGCAGUUGGUGGAGAACAAAGUCUGGAAGAUAUAUCAGAUAGUGCCGAUUCAGUGCCAAAGGUUUUGAUCCCUGGGUUGCCAGAGGAAUCAAAAGGUGAAUCAAGUGCUUCCACAAGUAGUAAUUAUUGGGAAUGGAAGCCAAAGUUUAACGUGCAUUACGAAAAAGCUGGUAGUGAGAAUGUUAAUUCUCCACCGCUUCUCUUCCUUCCUGGAUUUGGUGUUGGCAGCUUUCACUAUGAAAAGCAGCUAAAGGACUUGGGGCGUGAUUAUAGAGUAUGGGCUCUGGAUUUUCUCGGCCAAGGCAAAUCAUUGCCUGUUGAAGAUCCUGCUCCUUUGUUAAAGGAUACAAAUCUCUCUGGGCAGAAUAAUGAGACAUGGGGCUUUGGUAAGACAGCUGAACCAUGGGCAGAAGAACUAGUUUACUCUGUUGAUCUGUGGAAGGAUCAAGUGCAAUACUUCAUUGAGCAGGUCAUUGGUGAACCAGUUUAUGUUGUUGGUAACUCACUUGGAGGAUAUGUUGCAACCUAUUUUGCAGCAUCUAACCCUCAGUUGGUGAAGGGUGUUACCCUACUCAAUGCAACACCUUUUUGGGGUUUUCUUCCUAAUCCCACAAGAUCUCCUGUACUAUCUAGGAUUUUUCCUCAGGCUGGAACUUUUCCUCUACCUGCUAAUGUAACUAAGCUUAUGGACAUAGUUUGGCAGAAAAUGAGUGAUCCGGAAACCAUAGCUGAGUUGCUCAGGCAGGUAUACGCAGACCAUUCAACAGAUGUUGAUAAGGUCUUUUCUCAGAUAGUUGAGACAACAGAGCAUCCUGCUGCCGCUGCAGCAUUUGCCUCAAUCAUGUGCGCCCCCACCGGUCAACUAUCUUUUGAUGAAUCUCUAUCAAGAUGUCGAGAAAGCAAUGUUCCAUUUUGUCUCAUGUAUGGGAAAGAGGAUCCAUGGGUGAAGCCUUUUUGGGGACAGCAUGUCAAGAGGCAAUUUCGAGAAGCUCCAUACUAUGAAAUUAGCCCUGCAGGUCAUUGCCCCCAUGAUGAAGUUCCUGAGGUGGUGAACUAUUUAUUGCGUGAUUGGAUCAAAAGCCUAGAAUCCAAGGGUUCUGUCACAUUGCCUCUGCUUGAUGAUGCAGAGGCUAUCCAAUAUGAUCUCACGAAGGACGUGGAGUUUAUCAGAGAAGGAUCUAAAAAGUUGGUAACAGUGCGGUUUUUUGGUUCACAGUUUUCGAUUUGGAACCAAAUACAAUCUCAGAUCAAAGCUCGCUUUAGGAACAUAGGGAUGAGACCUCAAUGACGACCAUGUAUGUAUUGUAGCUGUGACAACCCGUUGUAGAUAUGCCAUAUCACCUUAUUAUUGUAAUUGAACAUACAGGGUGUACUGCUUAGUGAUGGCUGUGAGAUCUGUAUUGAGUUAUUGACUGUAUAGUUGCAUUUGCAGAUGAAUCUGCUUAGUUUGAGGAUCAGGGAAGCAAUGCAUUUGGAAUCUGUAAUUGUUAAAAAUGUAUAGUGAUUUGUUAGGAUUCUAUGGUCUCUCAUUCCAGCCUGCAGGGAUCCGCAAGAAUCACAUGUAAUUGCACUAUAUCAACAUCAUCUUCCUUGUACAUCCGGGUAUACUGUUAUAUGAUACAAUGUACAUUCCAAGGCUAUUUCUAACUUA